GUAAUAAUUAAAAACAACGUGGACCCCUUGUGGUUAUGUAGGGAAGCAGAUAUAGAAGUUACGGUGGCUAAGAGCGCACCGACAGACAGGGAGGGAGGCGGCAAGCUGCACCGACGGUUGGACAUAAGUGUUUGCUGUUUGUUCUGCUCGUGAGAAGGACAUCAAGGAUCCACCACUGGAGUAAAAUGGAAGACGAGGGGACGAGGAAGAUGAAGGAGAAAUUUGGCCUGAGGCGGGACAUCUUGAAGGAGUUCCUGGCGGAAUUUCUGGGGAUAUUUGUCCUGAUCCUUUUUGGAUGCGGUUCAGUGGCCCAGACGGUGCUCAGUAAAGGGGCUCUCGGCGAGCCUUUGACCAUCCAUCUGGGUUUCACCCUGGGAGUCAUGAUGGCCGUGUACAUGGCAGGGGGUGUGUCAGGAGCCCACGUCAACCCUGCAGUCUCUCUGGCCAUGGUGAUCCUGAAGAAGCUGCCACUGAAGAAGUUUCCUGUGUAUGUGGCAGCUCAAUUCCUCGGAGCCUUUGCUGGAUCCUGUGUAGUUUAUGGAUUGUAUUAUGAUGCUCUAAUGGCUUUCACCAAUGGAGAGUUCAUUGUCACUGGUGCCAAUGCCACAGCCAACAUAUUUGCGUCCUAUCCUGCCAAACAUCUCUCUGUGCUAAAUGGAUUUGUUGAUCAGGUUAUUGGAACUGCUGCUCUGAUCCUGUGCAUCCUGGCCAUCACUGAUAGGAAGAACAUUGGAGCUCCCAAAGGCAUGGAGCCUCUAUGCAUUGGUCUCAUCAUCAUGGCCAUUGGAGUGUCCAUGGGUCUGAACUGCGGUUAUCCAGUCAACCCGGCUCGAGACCUUGGCCCUCGCUUCUUCACAGCUGUGGCAGGCUGGGGUGUGGAUGUCUUCAGUGCUGGUGGCUGCUGGUGGUGGAUCCCAGUUGCCGGUCCAAUGGUGGGUGGAGCAGUCGGAGCUGGGGUUUACUUCCUCUUUAUCGAGCUGCACCACCCUGAACCUGAGAAACAAGAGGAGAAGAACAUUCAGGACAAAUAUGAAAUGGUAACAAUGAGUUAAAGCCACAGAUCUGCUGUCAUUAUUCAUCUCAGGCAGCAAAUACAUACAUAUAUUUUUGAAUAUACAGUAUAUCAAGAACAUUUAGCUUCUACCUGAAUCCUCUUCACUGCUGUAGUUUUUAUUUGACUCUUUAAUCAACAUCCCUAGGAAGUACAUAAUUAGUGGUCAUAUGCGUUUUCCAAUAAUUCAACAUCAUAAUGAUCUCUGUAAUUCAAGAACCAUGUAGUAUUUAUACCAUAUUCUACUGUUACUGUUAUUUAUACCAUAUUCUACUGUUACUUCACACCAAUCUACCUUCGUGAGCAAUAUUACUGUGUUUUUUACAGCAGUAAUAUUUCACAUCCUACGUCACUGUGUGACUCACAGGUGCUAAACACGUUCGUUUAGAAAUAGGUGCAUUUAAUAUUAGAAACACAGAGGAAUGUGUGUUUUUAUAAUGCAUUUGAAAAAUCACAUGACACAUACCAGGUCAGCAUUAUACAGUAGCCGUCAGAGCAGAGGUCUGUAACAGGAGGACUGCUGAUGUAACACAAGGGGUAGUGUCAUUUAUGGUGGAUUAGACUUAUUUUGUAUUCACACAUUUUCUUUUACUUUUUUUUCUCACAUAUGUCUGUGCAUGAAUAACUUUAACAUGGAUGCCAUAUACGUAUGUUUCAAAUGGAUGCACGGUAUAAUGCCGUGUAGUGGGGCGUCCCUGUUCCAUCUCCCUUUGUUUGAUGCCUGCUUUAGAUAACUACCAGACAUCAUGAACAUUUUCUGUUAGUCUAUAACAAAAAAUGUAUGACGCUUGGUCAAUCUUAACACAAAACUAAUCCUAACCCUAAAAUAGACAGCAUUAUACUUUAAUUUAAAAUAGUUUAUGUAGUAAAGGAUAUGAUGUUGGUGUAAAUGAGCUUGACCAUGUAAACUGUGAGGUUACAUCACUAGAUUGUGCCCACUGUAAAACAAGGCAAUCAAGUUUUUUUUUUUGUAUUUUCACACUCAUGGUGUGCAUGACUUUGAGUAGACAGAGUGUGCAUGUUCAUUGUAUGUCAGUAAUUAUGGUGAAAAAAGUAUUAGAUGUAGUAGUUAAUGACACUGAAUUAAAGAUGGAGCAACCCAUAAAAAUGCAAUAAAAAUUAAAAGACAGAAAAACGUCACUGUUUUAACAAACUAAAUUCUAUCACAUUUUUAAAAUUUGACAUUAAUGUAACCGAAAAGAGCAAAAGAUGGAAUCUACUGCUGAAUGUGCACAUUCUUGUGACAUCAAGUAUAAUAAUGGUAUCAAUUAGAAUAAUGUGGUAUGAAAUAUUGUUUGUUUUAUUUUGGGUUCCUAAAAACAAGUAUAAUCAUUUUUGUUUUGUUGUUUGUAACAGUCCAAUGGUUUUGUAUUAUAAAUGCAUUUGAACUUUUUCAUUUUUAGGAGAUCUUUCCUCACAAACCAAAGUUUUUCUAAGCACGCAAUAGAAUUAUAAUACACUGCAUACGUUAUAAUUUAAAAUAUAAUUUUCUCUGCAGAUAAGUGGCUUUUCUGGAAAUUUCUGUCUUUUCAAAUCUUUUUCCAUCAAGUUUGUUUUUCAUUUGAGAAAAUACACUGCCAAAAUACACAGGUCUUCUGAGAGAAGCCAGUUUGACAAGAAUAAAAACACAUGUAAAAAUGAUCACAUUUAUUCAUAACAUCUGUGUUGUGUAAGUGUCAGACUGUCAAGAGAUUCCACUGUAACUUUGUUAUUAGUAAAAUUACAAAAAGGCAUUUUCACUGAUUCUAUCUAUGAUCCAAAUCAAAUCUAAAAGUAACAAAGUCUCUUAGACAAUUAAAAAAAAAAAGAUAUGUCAAACAUAUGCAUGAAGACUCCAUUCAGUCCAGAACUAGCUUUUAUCUCAAAUGUAAAAUGCUGCUUUGUCAUGCAGCACAAUGACAUUUAGUUGAAGGUCUACUUUAUAAAAAAGAAGAAAUUGAUCAAUUCUGCCCUUCAAAUAGCCCAAUAUUCUUAAGUUCUGAAGUUAUUCAAAAACGUCUGAUAAAAUGGCCCUUCAAAUGAUGCAAAUGCUUUAAUAAAACCAAACUCAUUUGUUCCUUA
Messenger RNA from Cynoglossus semilaevis (tongue sole), 3112 nucleotides. It is a transcript of the gene aqp9b, whose product is annotated as aquaporin 9b. Gene Ontology annotation, biological process: glycerol transmembrane transport; water transport. The record is from RefSeq and is a predicted model, not a curated record. Gene Ontology annotation, molecular function: urea transmembrane transporter activity; glycerol channel activity; water channel activity. The transcript has 6 exons. NCBI's taxonomy places the organism in Eukaryota, Metazoa, Chordata, Actinopteri, Pleuronectiformes, Cynoglossidae. Gene Ontology annotation, cellular component: basolateral plasma membrane; plasma membrane. Bases 186 to 1052 code for a protein of 288 amino acids.